Conger conger (European conger) is the source of this 3656-nucleotide messenger RNA. RefSeq lists its product as uncharacterized. The transcript has 14 exons. The coding region runs from base 60 to 2684 and encodes 874 amino acids. Gene Ontology annotation, cellular component: centriole. Gene Ontology annotation, biological process: centriole replication; centrosome duplication; regulation of cytokinesis. NCBI's taxonomy places the organism in Eukaryota, Metazoa, Chordata, Actinopteri, Anguilliformes, Congridae. The record is from RefSeq and is a predicted model, not a curated record.
CCCACAAGGAAGCGGGUAACGAGGGUAAACAAGGUCGAGUCCAAUGUUUUGACAGCAGAAUGGAGAGCUAUGAAGACUUCAUACGGACCCGGCUGUCGCGACUGCUUGGGAAGGGUAGCGAACAGGGACGGGAGCCGCCGUGCCGCGGUUCGUCUGUCAUUUGUUUCCACGGCGUGCCCAUCCUGCCUCCGCUGCUGACGGCGGAGAGUCGAGAGGAGAUGCUAAAACACAGAACCGACGCACAGGGGGUAGUUGAUCGAAGGAAUACGUCUGAGAUGGGCCGAAGGAUGCUGCACCUUCGGGAACUUCUUGACAGCGUUCAGCUGAGGAGAGCCCCGACGCUCCGGGAGUUCCUGGGGGACGGAGCGCUGGCACGGGCCUGCGAGGGGGCGGAGUCCCAGAGGGGUUGCCACGGCGACCCCUCUCCGUCCCGCCCGCUGACCUCCACCGCCCGGGGAGAUGCCCCAGGGGCCCCCGGCCUGGCAGCGGAGGGCGAUGUCAGCCUCUGGGGCGGGUGGGGCGGGCGGGGGGAGCGGGGGGAGCGGGGGGGGGCCCCUCGGGGAGCCUCCGAGUUCCUCCCCGCCGCGGAGACGCACGGCGACUUCAGCCACCGGUCGGCGUCGUCCGGGUACGCCACUCACGACAACACAGAGGUCGCGGAGGGUCACGCAGAGGUCGCGGGGGGUCACGCAGAGGUCACGGAGGGUCACGCAGAGGUCGCGGAGGGUCACGCAGAGGUCGCGGGGGGUCACGCAGAGGUCAAGAAAGAUCACGCAGAGGUCGUGGGGGGUCACGCAGAGGUCGAGGACAGUUAUGCAGGGGUCGCCGUGGGCACGGGUCAGAACACGGGUCAGAGCGCGGGGGGUCUCAGCAGGGCGGGUCUCAGCGGGGCGGGUCUCGGCGGGGUUGGGGGCCCGUCCCGCCUCAGCCUGCAGACCCUGCUGGAGCGCUCGCAGGAGUGCCGGCAGCGGCAGAGACAGCUCCGCAGCGCCAGGGCCCACAGCCGCUCCGACAAGGAGAACCAGCCCGGGCCGGGCCCGCUCCAGCGGGACAGGAGGGAGAGGCGGACCGGCCUGGGGAGGGCCGCGGGGGGCCCCGUCAGAACCAGGGGUCAGGGCCCGGCCCGGCCCAGGGGCCUGGAGCUGGGGGGAAGGAGCAGCAGUGAGGAGGGAGGGUCCCUCUGGGCGGUCCCGGCUGCACACGGGGUCCAGCGGAGGGAACUGGAGGGCCCUUCAGACGAACCCCCUCAGGUCGAGACCCCGCCCGCUGUCCCGGAAGCCACACCUUCUGUCACGAAAGCCCCGCCCCACAACCGGGCAGCCCCGCCCACGGACACAAAAGCCACGCCCACCGGCAGGAAGACCCCGCCCCCCACCCUGGAAAUCCCGCCCCCCGGCCUGUCGGACAGGUUCGGGUUCGUCCCCAGCCCCCAGUUCUGCACCAGCCCGAUUCACUGCAGAAAGACGGGCCGGCCGCCCCCACGGAAGCUUCCGGUGAACACGGCGCUCAGCGCCGGCGGCGGCCACAGGGGGCGCCAGAGUGGCGCCACGCUCACCGACGCCCCGCCCAAGGAGGAGGAGGAGGCCCCCGCAUCCCAGCGUGCCGUGCGGGCAGAGCGGGCGUCGCAGCCCCGCCCCGUCCCCUCCCUGGCCCAGCGGCGCCGUGUCCCGGACCUGUUCCGGAAGGUUCCGGGGGCUGCGGGUUUGCAGCAGGCCCCCGUCCUUCCUGAGGGCGGUAACCAGGACGACCCCUCGGCCAAACGGUCGUACGAUGUGGAGACGCCGUCCGCUCUCUGGCCCCAGGGACAGGGACAGGGGCAGGGACACGGGCAGGGGCAAGGGCAGGACUCCCGGGCCAAGCGCAGACUCCUGAUGAACACCACGAGCCAGUGGGGCCACAGGCCUCAGUCCAGCACCCCGAAAGGCUGGGUCUCCGUGCUGUGCAGUCAGCAGGCUCACACACACACAGGACCGCUGCAGGCCCUGCAACACAAGCAAGAGCUACAGCUGCAGGAGGUGCUGCAGAGACUGUCUCUGCAGGGCGUGUCAGUGUUAGGCCCCUCCCCCAGCUCAGGAGUGAGGUGUGUGGUUACCCGCUCUCCCCUGGAGCCCCUCCCCCUGGAGCAGCCCUCGGAGCCCCGCCCCCUCUUACAGCCCUGCAGCAGCCGCUGCGCCCCCCCAGCCUGGCGCCCCCUGGUGGCUGCAGCCGUGAGGGGCUUCCUGACCCGGCGGCUGCUCCGCACCGAGAGACUCGCACAGCUGCAGCGCACCGUCAAGGACUCUCAGCAGGUCCUCCAGGCCCUGCAGGCCCAGACUCCAGGCAGGGGGACCCUGGGGGGCAGACAGGACCUGCUGCUGCUGGAGAGGGUCCUACUGCAGCUCCGUUCGGCUCGGUAUGAAAUCCACGAUGUCUUCUUCUGUUUGAGCCCCACUGAGCGCGUGCAGAUCAUCUCCUGGGACCGGCAGCUGCUCCACGAGAGAGCGCUGAAGCGCGAGGAAGGCGGAACUCAGAGCCGGGGGCGGAGUCUGUCUGCAGCCACAGUGAAGACUCUGGAGAGGAGGAAGAGUGUGGGGUCCCACAGGAGGGCAGCGGAGAGGCAGCGGGGGCCUGUGGGCGGAGCCUGUGGGGGCCAGGCCCGUCGGCACAGUGAGCCCAGACCCACCCUGUCCAGCCGGAAUCGAUAAGCUCCACCCACUCGCACGCCUCCGGCCUGACCUUUGACCCCUGGCCAGCACACCGCCGGCCAAUCGCUGCGGGAGACGUUGCACAGUCCGGCUGCACCGCUGGACACUCGACGGAGCUACGCAACACCGUGGGCCCGUGACCUUUAACCCUUGACCUCUACACCUCCAGCCAAUCGCUGCAGAUCCCAGCGUGGUUGGGCCAAACCACUGGACGAUUGGACACUUGGAUACACCAGUCAACACACCAGACAUCACUGUGAUUGGACACUUGGAUACACCAGUCCUGGGUCAAAGAUCAAGUGCAUGUUUGAAAUGAUUUAACCCUUUAGAUGCUGGUAACAUUUUUAAAACUGCUGAAGAUUCCUUAGCGUUUUCAAAACAUUUUACCAAUAAAAUAUAAAGCAUGUAGUCGCUUGGAAGAAAGAGAGAACUUUGAUCUGGUGAAAAUGUUUUCCAACUAGUAAGGCCAGAAGGUGUCCACCAAUCAGCACUCGUGUUGUUCUGACUAACAUACAACGGCUCCACCAAUCACAGAGUAUUAUCUCUUUGGUCAUGUACUGUGUUCAUUCUGCAUUCAGAGCCAAAGAUCGGCCUGACAAUCAGCCUCUAUCUCAUCGUGCCCUGCUCUACCAGGGCUUGAGACCGUGGCUACAUUCCAAACCACAUACUAGCAUUCUACUCCUACUUCUAUUGAAAUUAAAAUGAGCCUGAAAUGUAGUAUGAUCAGUAUGCGAGUAUGCGGUUUCAAACACUUUUCUACUUUUUUUUUUACAGGAUUGGUUUGUUAUGUAUUUAGCGGAAUAUAAUUUGUUUUACAAUUUUAUGUAUUGAUAUUCUGUAGUUUGAUAAAUAUCUGUAGUGUAUUUUUCCAAGUUAAUUUAUCACCAUGUUUCUCCUUCCAAACAUUUAAAAAAAUAUAUUUUUAUAUUUAUUUGUAAAGAAUUUCCUAAUAAAUGUUUUUUACCCCCCUUU